Molecule: messenger RNA, 882 nt
Organism: Salvia hispanica
Lineage: Eukaryota; Viridiplantae; Streptophyta; Magnoliopsida; Lamiales; Lamiaceae
Source: RefSeq, a predicted model, not a curated record
AUGAAGGAUGAUGAAAAUGUACCCCCCGUGGUAAGCCAGGAGAGGGAGAGUUUAGUUCCUGACCGAAGAAGUAUGGAGAUAAGGAGCACCAGAGUUGAGGACGGUCUUCAGGAAGGUGAUCUAGAAAGACCGCUACCCCGAGUGGCUGAUCCAUUUUUCCUAGACCCAGAACCAGAGGUGGGAAUUGAAGAUGCCCUGAAGCUAGCGACCUUCAGCAAGUUCAUCAAGGAAUUCAUUGCUGGGAAGACCAAGCCUAAUGGGAAGAUAGUGAUUGGAGAGAACGUGUCAGCUGUGAUACGGAAGAUGAGAAUGCCUUCAAAAUGCAUUGACCUAGGUAUGUUCACCUUACCCAUUUCUCUGGGCGACAUAAAGAUUGAACAUGCUAUGUGUGACCUAGGGGUGUCGAUAAAUGUUUUACCGCUUUCCAUAUAUAAGAAGUUGGUAGGAGUUAGAUUGGUUGACACGAAGGUGGUAAUUCAAUUGGCUGAUAGGACAUGCAUUUCCCCCGAAGGUGUGCUGGAAAACGUAAAAGUUAAAGUGCAUGAUUUUUUGUAUUCGACUGAUUUUCAUGUCAUAAAAUUGAGUGAAAAUGAAUCAGCUGAGCCUAGCGGUGUGCUUUUAGGUAGACCGUUUCUACGAACCGCUAAGACAAUAAUUGAUGUUUUUGAUGGAACCAUAUGCCUGGAUUAUCAUGGGGAGAAAUAUACAUUUAACAAUGAUGAAGCUAUGAAAAAACCGUUAGAUGUUGAAAAUUUGCAUGCUAUCGAUGUUAUUAACGCUCUGGUCCAGGAAUAUCUUGAGACUGAGUUUAUGCAGGAGCAGAUUGAAGAUUCAGAGUUGAGCCACUCUAUUGACAAAGAGGUAGCAGGUUGGUGCGAGUGA